AUGGGGUACUUCGCAGACCUCAGACAGAGCCUGAGGGCAUUCACGCCCCAGGAGCGCCGCAACAUUGCCAUCUACAUCGCCGGCAUCAUGCUCUACAAGUUCGGCCUUGAGGCCUUUAAUGGCUCGGUAGUGGCUCUGGCAACCAACCGCUACGACUAUGAAGCCAUCCGCGACCAUACCCCGAGCCGCACCUUUGAGCGCGUCGGCCUUCUCACCGGCCUGAACCAAGCUUGCCAGUGUAUUGGUUCCAUCUUGAUCGGCCCAUUGGUCAAGAGAUAUCCCACCAAGAAUGUACUGGCCUGCGCUAUUGUCGUAUUUGGUGUUUGCUCGGCCCUUUUGCUCAUCAUCGACGCCGCCACGGGCGGUACCUUUAUGCCAGCUGCUUACCGCACGAAUCACCCCAAGAAUGAAUGGUCCUACUACGGGACGUACAAUACCGACGCCAUGAUCCCCGUGUACUGCGUCAGUGGCAUCGCCUACGGCAUGGUCGAGCUCAUCCGCAGAGUCAUUCCCCGCGAUAUCGUUGGAGGAAACGUACAGAAGCUGAAGAAGAUGGAUUCACUCGUUCAUAUCUUUUACGAGAUUUCGGGUACCGCAGGCGCCUUCGUCACCGGCCUGGUCAUCAUUCCGCAGCUAGGAAACAACAUGGCCUUCAUCAUCACGCCCAUUUGUUUCCUGCUGUGCGCCAUUGCUUGGUUCUUCGUUGGCGAGCUCGGUUUCAAGCGUGAGAAGCACACCACCCUCCACAACAGGCCGGCGUACUGGAAGGCAGCGUUUGGUGGUCUGUAUCUCUUCGGCCAGUCUGUCUGGGUUGGAGCCAGGAUUCUCUUCACCUCACGCAAGUUCAUCUGGCUCGUUCCCGGCUACGCCGUUGCCCUCUACGCCCACCGAUACCUCGAAAACGGGAUUGCCCCCCAAGUCGCCCGACGCUACCUCGGGGAAUCAGCAUGGGCGCAAAUCAUAGUCGGCGGGUCCAACCUUGGCGAGUUGCUUGGUGCCCUGUCUGUGCUCCUAUUCACCAACGCCAUUCAGACCCCCAUGCCAUGGCUGCGCUUGGACGCCCUGCUCCUCCUGGUCGUCUGGUACAUCCCCUACUGGUACCCCCCUUCAGGCCAGGUAGGCCAGGCAUGGAUCGUCGCUGCGACCUUUACCCCCAUCUCCUUCGGCUGGGCCGCCGGCGACGUGUCGCUUGCCGCCUACAUCCAGGCCUCCCUUGCCCGGAUCGAGUCUCAGAACAAGGACGUGUCGGCGCUUGGCGCGGUCAUGGCCUUCCUCUAUUCCUUCUACAUCGUCACAUACGCGAUAUCGGGCACGCUCUUGGGCCGCUAUCUCGAUGGCGUGUACAACAGCAGCGGCGGCACCCGGGGCGGCGGGACCAUCCGCAGUGGUCUAGUGUAUACGGCCGGCGUGCAGUUUACGAUCAUUUGUGCGCUGGUUCUCGCUGCGACGUUUGUGCCGAAGGGUGCACUGGCGUUCAACCCCAAGAUGAUCUCUGAGGAGGCGCUCGAUGAUGAUCAUAUUGAGAUUGAAGACCGCCCAGCGCCAAUCCCGGAUCCUGUCAGUGUUAGCGGACAGGGCCAUCAUGGGUUCAAGAAGAGCUAUUGCUCCAGCGAUGACGGGUCGGAGCCUGUGGAGAAGAAGAUUAGUGAGAUCUUGUAG
Molecule: messenger RNA, 1659 nt
Organism: Canariomyces notabilis
Lineage: Eukaryota; Fungi; Ascomycota; Sordariomycetes; Sordariales; Chaetomiaceae
Product: MFS general substrate transporter
Exons: 5
Coding region: 1-1659 (552 amino acids)
Biological process (GO): transmembrane transport
Molecular function (GO): transmembrane transporter activity
Source: RefSeq, a predicted model, not a curated record